Molecule: messenger RNA, 516 nt
Organism: Phragmites australis (common reed)
Lineage: Eukaryota; Viridiplantae; Streptophyta; Magnoliopsida; Poales; Poaceae
Product: DEAD-box ATP-dependent RNA helicase 58, chloroplastic-like
Exons: 5
Molecular function (GO): RNA binding; ATP binding; RNA helicase activity
Source: RefSeq, a predicted model, not a curated record
CGGUGGCCGCUCCUCCAUCCUCCAGUUUUCUCCUCUUGCACAGGCAGCAAUGCUAGCUACUCGCCGCUGUUGGAGAAGAAGGGGAAGGGAUCGAUUGCUCUCUCAUGGCCGUCGCGGCAGCCAUGGCGGCAGCCUUCCCCUCACCACUCCCCGCUACCACCUUCAACCCUAAUCCCAGCGCCCACCUCGCCCCGUUCACUCCGCGCUUCCUCGUCCGCCUCCGCCACCCUCCGCGAGGUCUGCGUGGGCCGCGUCCCGGACCACGUCCUCCAGAGGGCUGAGGAGGUAGGGUAUGUCGUGCCCACUGAGGUGCAGGAGCAAUCACUGCCGGUUCUGCUGUCCGGCCAGGAUUGCAUUCUCCAUGCGCAGAUAGGCUCCGGGAAGACGCUGGCCUAUCUCUUGUCGGUCUUCUCCACCAUCGACUUCAGUAGGUCCUCGGUGCAAGCGCUGGUUGUCGUCCCCACUAGGGAGCUCGGCAUACAGGUUACCAAGGUUGCUAGAGUACUCGUAGCGAAG